GUUUUUCUUGGUUUGUUUGCCACGGAUGGCUAAUGAGAGUUGGCAGUAUGAAUUCUAUAAGAAAAUAGAAUUGUUGCAUAAUGCUCUCUCAGAUUUAACAAAAGUUGAUCUUUUAGUAUUCUGGUUAAUCAAUGCCCUCUUGUUCUUUUUUUAUUUAGUAGGAGUAAGUGGAGCUGGGUGCGGAGGGGAGGGAAGCAAGACGAGAGCUACAACAAAAUGUAUAUUCUAAAUACCCAGCAAGAUGGCCCAUCAUCUUUUUCAUUCACCAUCAUUAGGCUAGAUUGGUUUCCUGGGAGAUGUCCCAGCCAUCCAGUACAUUUUGCUGCCUGCAGCAGACGACAUGAUGGUGCUAUCCCCAUGUACAAAAGUAGGCUGGUUUUCUGAACACUCAUCUUUAAAACCAUUCACAUAUCCAGUGCCUGAGACAAGGUUUUUUCAUGCAGGAGCAAAUGUCUACAAAUUUAAGAUCAAAUAUGGCAACUCUAUGAGUGUUAAUAUUGAUUUUCAUGAAAGUAUUGUCAAUGAAGAACUACAGGAUGCUAUUCGAGUAAUACUUGGAAACCUUAAUGAUCUAUGCCCAUUUACUACUGAACACUUGAUAAUAUUUCCAUAUUUAAACCAAUGGGAAAAAGUGUCAGACUUGAGAUUCAUGCGCGGUGAUACGUUUCUUGUUCCUUAUCCUUACGUCUGCACUGUCUAUGUAGAAUUAAAUCUCUUGAAGCAUGGUGCAUUGUGGGGUAAAGCAGGAUGUAGGGAGGCCUGUAACUCUGACAGCAGUGAAAGUGACCAAAGAGAUAAAGUGGACACAGAAAGAACCAUUAAGUGGAGGAGACUUGAAGACACAGUAGAAAUUUCACAUCCACGGAUAUCCAGGGGCAGAAAUGUGACUAAAAAUACAACCUGUAUUCAUGACACAGCCAAGCUAGAAGUUGGCUUUGAAAACAAGAGACUUCGGGAAGACGCAGUUUAUCCAACUCUGGUAUCAAAUGUAUUUUAUUUAUUUUUUACAUUAGAUCGAGAUUGAAUCUGUUGAUAUGACUAUGUGCAGGAGCAUUACCUUCCACCAGAAGCUUUGAUAGCAAAUAUUGCAACACAUCAUUGAUUCCAACCAUGGUUUUAGCAUGGCAUACAUGAGGAAGAAAGAAGCCUGGUAGAGUAGCAAUGCAGAGUAGGGAAAUUGUGGGCAGGAAAAAAGUUAAAUACUCUCCUCAAAUUCCACAUAUCCCAGUUUGAAAAUACAAAGCGACUUACACACAUUUGCAUGGAAGGGUAGUUAGGUUCUUAAUUACAUAACACCAAACUUCUAGUUUGAAGGCACAAACAAGUGUGAGCUGGAUAUACAUCAAGUACUAACCCUCUGACAAAGAAACUUCACAUAACUUGUUUUCCAUGCAUUUGUAACUGAUUGUAUUUUUGUGAAGAUAUGAAAUAUAUUUCCUUCUUCUUCCCCUUUUCUUGUGCUUCCCAUCUUUAAUGUUAUAUAUAUUGAUUUGUUAAAUUGGUAUCCCACCAUUCCAUCACCAAAUUGUGAACAAAAUAUGAAGUAAGAAGCGUAAAAGCAGGGCAACUAAAGCAUUUCAAUAAAACCACUUUAAGUCAAUUGUACCAUCUUUACAAUGGCCAUAAGUAGCCAGCUUAUGGGUGAUAUGCCUGUCUGAAUAAAAACAUACUUGUCUUCUGGUGGAAGGUCAUCAAAAACAGGGCUAGCUGGGUCUCUCUAAGCAAGGUGUUCCAGAAUCUGGGAGCAGCCACCAAGAAAGUCU
Molecule: messenger RNA, 1763 nt
Organism: Podarcis muralis (Common wall lizard)
Lineage: Eukaryota; Metazoa; Chordata; Lepidosauria; Squamata; Lacertidae
Source: RefSeq, a predicted model, not a curated record